Acanthoscelides obtectus is the source of this 959-nucleotide messenger RNA. NCBI's taxonomy places the organism in Eukaryota, Metazoa, Arthropoda, Insecta, Coleoptera, Chrysomelidae. The record is from the annotation of a GenBank genome assembly.
UCGUUUUCGAGAAAUUUAGAAAAAUCUUUAUUCAUCUCAAUUUGUUCAGAUAGAAAACAAAAACAUCCGAAAAUAUCACUUUGUAUUUAAAUACAGGUAUCGAUGACCAUCGUCUGUCUCGCCCAACAAGCCACAGGCCCAGCAUCAAAUUCGGUACCAUCCCGUUUUCUCACAGCGACUCCACGAUAGCGAAGUACUUCAAAGAGAUGCACGCAUAUAUGCGCCAGUUCAACAGAACCAACGUACUAGAUGGAGUAGCUGAUGUGCUAAGUGCUGAUUUGGAUGCUUUUAUCUACGACGGUACUGUGCUUGAUUAUCUCACCUCCCAGGAUGAAGAUUGUAGACUGCUGACGGUUGGAUCGUGGUACGCGAUGACUGGCUAUGGUCUUGCCUUUCCUCGUAACUCUAAAUACCUGAAGAUGUUCAACAAACAACUGCUGGACUUCCGGGAAAACGGCGACCUUGAAAGACUGCGCCGGUACUGGAUGACUGGCGUCUGCAAACCUGGCAAGCAGGAGCACAAAACCUCCGAUCCACUCGCCUUGGAGCAGUUCUUGUCCGCUUUCCUUCUUCUUAUGUCAGGUAUCUUGCUGGCAGCCCUUCUAUUACUUCUGGAACACCUAUACUUCAAGUACGUCCGGAAACAUUUGGCCAAAACCGACAGGGGAGGUUGUUGUGCCCUGAUCAGCCUCUCUAUGGGCAAAAGUCUCACUUUUAGAGGUGCUGUUUAUGAAGCUCAAGAUAUUCUUAGGAAUCAUAGAUGUAAGGACCCCAUAUGCGAUACACACCUGUGGAAGGUGAAACGAGAACUGGACGUGGCCCAGAUUCGAAUCAAGCAACUGGAGAAAGAGCUAGAAUGCCACGGGAUCAAGCCCCCUCCUCCCUGUAAACGGCGUCAACAGCGUUCUUGCACCAACUGUCUUAACUGCUGCCUGGGUUCUUCCAAGUCACCUGAGUAA